This is a messenger RNA of Saccoglossus kowalevskii, 2696 nucleotides long. RefSeq names its product renin receptor-like. The record is from RefSeq and is a predicted model, not a curated record. Gene Ontology annotation, molecular function: signaling receptor activity. NCBI's taxonomy places the organism in Eukaryota, Metazoa, Hemichordata, Enteropneusta, Harrimaniidae. Gene Ontology annotation, biological process: positive regulation of Wnt signaling pathway. Gene Ontology annotation, cellular component: membrane; external side of plasma membrane.
AUGGCUGCCGUGAAACCGGGAUCGAUAUUCUUCCUCUUCGUGGUGUUAUUUCUCAGCUUUGGUUCUGAUAUACUAGCCGAUAAUGGUUUAUAUUUCACACACACGCCGAAUUACGUGCUGUUGUCUCCCGAUGCCGGUAAAGUACGUUCUAGCGAAGUGUCGGAUAUCAUAUCUCUUGCUCUCGGGUUUUCCGCCAGUAAGGAGCUGAAGUGGUCUGGUUUGUCCUCCGGUAACCUGUUUCGUCGCCCUAAAGCAAACGUUCUGGUCACAGUUGAAGGGUUUGAUGGAGAUCUCGUUUUUGACUUGGGUGCAGUCGGAACAUAUUAUCCUGUUCUUAAGGACGUGCCGUUGAUAAACACAGAGUUUGUCAGUAAUUGUGUUGGUAAUUUAUUUCAAGAUAAGUCACCACUAGUUGUCGACAUCACUGCAGGUGGAAAGUUGUUCAACCAACAGUGGAAGAAUCCUCAACUGUUCACUGCAUUACCGACCACGUUGAAAGAAAUGCAACCAAUUCUGCUGAAAAGCCAAUCGUCGGUCCUUUUUGCAUACGAUAUGGGUUCAUUAAACUACUCCAGGGAGCCCGACAUAACAUUUCUUAGCGAACUACAAAUAAUGCAAGAAAUCGCUGAUAUGGUCACUGAAAACAAGCAUCUAGCAACCGACGGUGUGCCAGACAUCUAUUCGUUCUCGUUGGCUGGUAUACAUCUUAUACAAUUACAAUAUGGUUUGAACUCAGUACAGGCCAGCGAUGGGCUCAGAGUACUGUCGUCUUUCAUCAAAAAGUUUACAGAAAAAAUGGUUUCUCUUUAUGACGAUGACCUUAUGAUGGAGGUAGUGACACUGACAUCAAAUGACCCACGAAUGUUAAGAGUGAAGAGGGACGACCCCACACCUGCCCCUACUAAGGCUCCUAGUUCUGAAGUAACGCCAUCCACUAUCAACGUUGCUCCGUCUUACAGCGAUGACUAUGCUUCCAUGGCUCACAUCGCCAUCUGGGUAUCUGUUUUUUGGAUAAUAGCUGUCUACGUCAUUGCGUACCUCAUGUGGUUUAUGGAUCCGGGCGAUACCAUUAUUUACAGGAUGACUAGCACGCGAAUUAAAACUGAAUAAAUAGGGGGGGGGGUACAUGCCCGACCUGGUCUUUUGAGUGAAUUAAUUGGCAACUAUUAAAGUUGCAUUUCCACUUUGCAAAUAUACGAAACAUCAUCAAGCUGAACAUAAAAUAUGUUCAAAUACUGCUUUAGCUUUAAAAGUAUAUAAUCCUGUUCUAACAAAUUUUAUUUGGAAGUAGGAAGGAUCCUAUCAAAGACAAACAAAGCCACCUAAUUCAGUGUCAAUUGUAGUAGGCGCAGUUUAUUCAUAUUCUACAGCUAAUUUUCUCAAGCUCAACAUUUGAUAGUGUAUAUUGACAGUGGGUAGUACCUCACAGAUUGUGAAGUUGGAAUGCAACUUUCAAGUUGAUAACAACUUUUCAAGAGAUUCAACAUUUUUCUUUUUAAUCAUUUUUGUUGGAAUCGACAACCGUUCUUUAUUUUGCCCAUAAAACAUGUUGGUAGUAUGUAGUAUACCUUGCUGGUUUACUCAACUGUCAGUUCUUGAACUUUUUUUUCAUUGUAUUGUCUCCUAUCGUAUGACGCGUGAUUGUAACACGUGGCCGAGAUGUCGAUAUCGUCAGGUUAUUCAACUAAAACUUUGUAACUGACACUAUUAGCUUGUUUAGUAUUGCAAAAAACAACGAGCAGGUGAAAACAUCAAACUAACUGGAUUUAAUAUUCUACUAACUUCGGGUAUACAAAAUGUGUAUUCGAAGCUGUUCAAAACGAGGUUAUAAAUACAAUAAAUGGAGAAUUAGAUAACUAGAUUGGUAACAUGUUUUAUACUCAAUGACAGUAAUAUAUUUAUCUUGUGCAGUCGUACUGCGAUUUUGUAUUUUCGUAGGGUUAGUUAUUCGGUGUAAUGUACACAAAGGUAAUUUGAUAUUGAUUUAUUUUUGUUUAUCCGUAUUCUUGCUUUUUUUUACGAAUCGAGUGUUUAAAAAAGUCAUUCCUACACUGUAAUAUAUCAGCGGUGUGCAUUAGUGUAUUUGUUGGGUUGGGAGGGAUGGGUUGAUUUAUAAGGUUAUUUUGUAAAAGAACGUCGAUUCAGAAUGUGUGUCCAACUCUACCUUGAACGUUCCAAAAAAAAUCCAAAAAUGGUUGUAAAAGCUAUUUGACUGUAUUAUUUUCAAUGUGGAGUUCCAUUCCGCGCGUAUAUCCGAGUAAGUUACACUUAUUGGGUUCUUAAAACCAAACUAGGUACACCGUUCCUAUAAAAUGCGCCCUCUAUUGGUCAUUCUUCUUUGACGUAAUUUACUAUAUUCUAAAUGAUAAAUUACUAUGAAACCGAACACACUUGUUGUUUGAAACGACAUUAUUAACGUCACGAUAUCGUGUCGUCGAUAGAGGGCACCACUUAAAGGAAGGUUGAAUAAUAUAUAUACGGUGUCGAGAUCAGAUAACUUAUUCAUUGCCAGACUGUGUAUAUGUAUUGUGAUCAUCGUAUUAUUGAGUAGGUUAUCGGGGUGUUUAGUUGUUACUAUGCAAAUGAACUUUAUGUAAAAUAUUUUGGUAAAUUAUUUUGUGAUGAUUAUCAUUCAGCGUAUCCUGUAUAUGUAAUUAGUAAUGAGGCGAUGAAUAACAUAUGACAUUGACAAUGUA